UUCAGUCUCUCGAUUUAGUUGCACUUUGGAACACGUAAAAUGAGGAAGUGGGUUUUGCUAAUGCUUCUCCUUUGGGAGUUCAGCUCUAUCGAAAUGUCUGAUAACCAAGGUAGAAUACGUAGGUCGUCCGUAGUAGUUGGUGGCAAGCCAGCUCGUCCUCAAAAAUUUCGGAUGGCGGCUCGUCUUGGUCAUCAUAUUCCUGCUCAGAACGAAACCAAAUGGUUUUGUGGAGGCACUUUGAUAAGCCAAUCUGUGGUUUUAACGGCUGCUCACUGUUUUUAUUCCGAAGUUGGCACAGUCAAUGUUGUUCGAUUGGGAGAGCUAGUUUUCGAUAGCGACAAGGACGAUGCCGAGCCUGAGGACUUUGAAGUUCUCGAACUAAAGACCCAUCCCAAUUUCCAGUUCCCCGUUCUAUAUAACGACAUUGGACUAGUUCGAUUGGUUAGAAAAGUAACCUUCAGUAACUAUAAGCUGCCCGCCUGCCUGCCCUUAAACGAUGGAAGCCAGGUUGAAUACUUCACCGCCAUUGGAUGGGGUCAAACGAAGUACAACAAAUUCGAGCCCUCCCAGGAGCUGAUGGAGGUGCAGCUGCAAAACUUUGGCCAGUCUUGUCGUCAGACAAUAGAAUCCAACGAGGAUUUGCCCAAGGGAUAUAACGCAGAGUCCCAGUUGUGCGUCGGAUCCCGGGAGCAUGAGGAUACCUGCAAUGGAGACUCCGGUGGUCCUCUACUGAUUUCGCUCUCCGGAAAUGGUUGCAAUUUCACAGUCAUGGGAAUCACUUCUGUCGGCAUUGCCUGCGAUACUCCGGACUUUCCCAGCCUGUAUACAAGGGUUCACUUUUUCCGGGAUUGGAUUAAAGCGGAGUUAGCCAAAAUGUAACGAAAAUAAGUAGCACUCAAAACACAAACUAUCAAGGGAUUUAAAAAAAAUAUAACAAAGCAAUCAUUUAGUUCUCCGGUUUUAAAUUUUUAUUUGCUUUGUGUGGUUCCGCUAAGUGUGAUUUCGUUUCUUGUAUUUUGUUUUACAAUUAUAAUUUUACAAUAGUUUCAACUAAAUAAAUAAUAACAAUUUAUAAAUAUAA
Molecule: messenger RNA, 1081 nt
Organism: Drosophila ficusphila
Lineage: Eukaryota; Metazoa; Arthropoda; Insecta; Diptera; Drosophilidae
Product: serine protease snake-like
Exons: 3
Coding region: 40-879 (279 amino acids)
Biological process (GO): proteolysis
Molecular function (GO): serine-type endopeptidase activity
Source: RefSeq, a predicted model, not a curated record